This is a messenger RNA of Rotaria socialis, 696 nucleotides long. NCBI's taxonomy places the organism in Eukaryota, Metazoa, Rotifera, Eurotatoria, Philodinida, Philodinidae. The record is from the annotation of a GenBank genome assembly.
AUGCAAACCUCAUCUAUUGUUCCUACUGCAGAAGCAUGGGGAAGAUAUUGGCCACAAAUAAUCGUCACAAUAAUUGCUAUUAUUCAACUAAUUCUUUCUUUGAUCGCUGUUGGUCUACAUAGCGGUAUUGUAUAUAUUGAGAUCGCUAUUUUUUGUGCUUCUGCAAGCUCAAAGCAUGUUAUGGGCUAUAUCUGUUGGCUCUUCUUCACAGCCAGUUGGAUUGCAACCUGCUGUAUUACAUGUUGUAAUCGUUCAUCGAUUUGCUGCGCGACCUAUGCUCUCGCUCAAAACGUUGCCGCAUUCAUAUUCUCAGCUGUACUCAUUGAUUACUGUAGGAAGUUCCUCGUCGAUGAAUUCGAUAUUGGCAGUUCCAGUAGUUCCUCCUAUUGUAGCUACAGUUCAACAACUAAUUACAUCAGUCAAUUGAAUACUUUGACAUCAUUAGACAAGAGUUUACUUGCUAUUGCCGUUCUAAUUCUUUUGUCAACUUUAGCUUUUGCCGGUAUUUACAUAUAUACUUUCAUCAGAGUAUGUCUAUCGAAUCGAACCAACACAAAUUCUCGAUUAUACGCGGAACCGAUGGCUCCAAGAUUUCCACCUAAUCCAAGACCGUUUAAUGACGUGUACCAACAAAACCCGGCUGUUUAUAUGAACCAACCAGUCUUGUGUGCUAAAUGUAGGCAGUCAGCAUUCUAA